AUGUCGCAACUCUCCGCCGGUGACGCCGAGAUUCCAGGGCCAAACACAGUAGCAUCAAGCCCACCACAAAGAAAAGCGCCUUCUGGCAAGGUCCCACCUGCCCGCGAGAUUACAAAUGGGUUCCUUAAAGCUACAAGAGGUGAGCUUUCCACAAAAUGUGACGCAUGGAGCAUUCCUGACACGAUGGUAGCCCUACAUGUCGGUCGUCUCGUCCAAGAUGCAUCCUUUAGCACAUUUGAGGCUGUCAGUGCUCUGGAGAUCAUGGAUCCCAAGAUGGACAGUGGAUACGAAGCCAACGGCACGAUUCAGGAACAUGAAUACGAUGUGUUAAGACCUUUGACUCCACAGCAGGUCAUUGGCAUCAUGGAUCAGCUGUUUUGCUUUGAGGUCAGCAUGCUUCUUUCCCAUACAAGUGCUGCAAUGCACUAUACUCUCAUACUGAUUUCACAACAACAGAUGGCAUGGCAUCAGGGCUUUGCUCUUUACCAGACCUUGUUCAUGUCGUACUAUAUCGACCGAUUACUAUGGCCUAAGCCAAGUUGUCUCGAAGAAGCUACGUUCGAUCGUAAGGGCUCUACGAAAUCUCGCAAACGCCUCCACAAAAGCGGACUUGGUCUGUUACACAUUGUACUGAGAGCCUAUUGCGUGGGUUUGAUUAAAGCAUGUGACUUCGUCCAUGAGCGAAUAUCUACCGAGAAAGUAUGGGAGGAAGAGGAUUUUGUCUCUCAACUUUACUCUCGUAGUCUCCUCUCCGAAUCCAGGGUGGGAGAUGUUGAACUUCUGCUGGGAGAUGCUCGAGCAUACGUUAAACAGCAAACGGACCUUCCAGAUACCCUCAGAGAAGCAAUUGUAGACCGACUUUAUCUCCGGUCCAGCCUCUUAGGAGCUGUCGUAACUGGUGGAGCUGUUACAGAUAAUGUGCGUCAUUGGAAACAUUGCGACAUGCUUGCAGCUUGCUUGAACAAAACCCUUGACUGCGGCGAGGAUGUCCCAGGCUCCUACAGCAUCAGACUACAGAGGAGACUUGCGACAACAACUCCGCCGCGAUCUCUCAUUCAGAUACCCUACAACGACGCAAGAAUUUUUUUUGGCGCCCUCUGUCACUGGAGCGUCGUUGCAUGCUACGUGCUACAAUUUCAUGGAUGCUCCAACCUGCUGAAUUCAGUACGAUUGUUUGGAGCUCAAGAACCCCGGCCUCCCGUCUAUGCGCGAUGUGUCUUACAGUCUCUGCUGUGGCAUGAUGAUGUCUGUUUGGACGACCGGACGUUCAAGGCACUCAUUCUCAAUGACCUUGCUGAAACGGUGCUUCCCGCCAGCAAUCUUAUAGACCCAAAGAAUGAAGAUGUAGAGGUGCCGCAAGACCCAAGAUUCAAGAUCAAUGAAAUCAUAGACGACUUCAUAAGGCGCAGUGCAGAGGCAAGAGAGAUUGAUAUUGAUCUGUGGACUUAUAUUGAUGACGAGGUUGACGAAAAGCACACAAAUGGAGAGCCUCGUCAUUCAAACCCUCUCUCUUCGUGGGCCAGGGCGCAUAAAAUACGCAUAAUGAUGUGGAUCGUUCAGCUGGGUUUCGAACUUGAGAUCUAUCGACCAGAAGAAAUGACCGGGAUGUACUGGUAUCUACAAUACCUUGCACGACAAAGAAUUUUGACUCUUGCGCACAUACAACAUCAUACUUUGAAGAGACUCAACGCAGCGCCAGGUCAUGCUCAUGAAAAGAAAACGACCCUUCUCAAUAACGUCCAGACUAUCGAAACCAGCAUCUGGGAAGUAUCAGCCGUGCUUGAACUUGCAGACGCCCUCUCAAACCUCUACUCAUUCCUUGCUCAUGCCGGAUUGAUGAACUCAUCGGAUUGUGAAUACCCAUACAGCUCACCAGAAUUACGCUAUGAAUUACGGAUGAGGCCAUUCGCUAGCAUACACGAUCCAGAAUUGCCUUCUCUUACCCGGAAUUUGUGUGCGACAUCCUUGAAGCCAGAGGGGACAGAUACCGCGGCAGAGGAGGAACUGUUCCGUGCGAGUCCGUGGCAGCAAGCGGUGGGUAUUUUGGAUUUAUCAGCUACAUCUGCGCAAAAAGCCAAAGCGAAAUGGGCAGAUAUGACUCGGUGGAAUGCUGACAAGGCCCGAAGUCGCGACUGCGAACUUGCCUGGCAAGGCGACGUGAAGAACGCGUACAAAGCGGCUAUUGCUACGAGCCUGGCCAUCGACACUUUACAGAAGGCAGUCAAAAGAGAGACAGAGCUUGGACCCGUCAAGGACCAAGUAAUGGUGACGAUACCUACGGCUGAGAAGAGCCAUCAUGCAUGGUGGAUUGUGCCCCAAAUUGACGUGAUGGAAUAA
This is a messenger RNA of Bacidia gigantensis, 2337 nucleotides long. RefSeq lists its product as uncharacterized. Gene Ontology annotation, biological process: N-terminal peptidyl-methionine acetylation. Lineage: Eukaryota; Fungi; Ascomycota; Lecanoromycetes; Lecanorales; Ramalinaceae. Bases 1 to 2337 code for a protein of 778 amino acids. The transcript is spliced from 7 exons. Gene Ontology annotation, cellular component: NatC complex. The record is from RefSeq and is a predicted model, not a curated record.